CUUAAAUGCAAAAAAAAUAUAAAUAUUGUCAAACAGUCUAGAGAAAGAUGUUCAAAGGGACAAAUAAAGAGGCAGAAAGACAGAGGAUAGUGCUUUGAAGUGAGAAAAAUCCAUAUCUUGAAAUAUAUCAUUUUUUUAGAUUUGCAGAUCACAAGAUAUAACAAAUGCACCAAAAUGCAUACAGUUAAAAACUCUUUUGGAAAAUACUGUGGAUAGUGCCACAAAAGCUGGUACUGUCAAAGUAGAGAUAGAGAAUCUAAAUAAGUAAGGAAAUCUGAGGUUCAAAGGAUUAUUAUAUCACAAAUAGACUUUCACAGUGUCAACAUUAGGGAAAUAGUUUGUAAAAUAUUACCAAGUUAGCUUGCCUCAUGUCUUAUUCAUGCUAUUACCAACAUGGUUUGUUCCAUGUUUAUCUUUCUGUCUCGUGAUAUUCAUACUUUACUUCAUUUCUAAAUUGUUUAAAUGAAUAAUGAAGCAUCUAUUCAUUUUUAGGAACAAGACAGUAUGAGGUUUUAAUGCUGGUUGACCGGCUCCUUAGAAGGAUUUCACAGUGUCGUGAAUCAUUUUGCUCCUAGAAUGAUUCACUUUGGUUAUGCAGGGAUGACAAGCAGGUAAACAUAUUGAUUAUAAUUGAUUAGCUUGGGGGUUUGGCCACAAUUAUUGUGACAAUACCUGUAUAUUGUUUGGUCGAUUUGAUGGGACUCUAGCCAGGUCUAACAAUAGUUUAUGCCAAAUACAUUCAUAAGAAAGAAGUCAUUGUUCCACAAAGAUACAGAAUCUUACAACUUUCUUCUUAGGCAUAUAGCAAUGUGACAAAUUAUAAUGUAUAAACAUAAGGGGUUUAUAAAAUGUUACAAAAUCUUAUAUGGCAUGUGUAAUUUUUAUUAACAAUGAUCCAUACUGGAGUAAACAUCACAUGUUAUUUUAUGUAUCUACUACAGUUUUACUUAUACCUGUUGCCAAAGAUGCGCUUUUUUGUCUUUCGUGUGUGUUAUUCAGAGCUGAUAACAAUUCGUCCUUUACAAAGGAAAUAGGAUAUACAAACUGGUCAAACAGAGGCGCAUCAGUGAAAAAGCAUAACGCCACUGACCUUCACAAGGGCAAUACAAUUGGAUUAGAUAACUUCUACAGAAUUGGUAUUAACAAUAACAAUGACGGAGACGUCGUGGAGUUACUUGUUAAUGAGGAUGAUAGGAUAAUCAGAACAAACAAAGAGAUAAUGCUCGCUAUCUUGGAUGCUGUCAUAUUCCUUGGGUCCCAAAACAUGGCCUUCCGAGGCAAAGAAGAUUUGUCAAAUUGUAUGUCCCUAGUCAAAUACACGGCCUCAAAAAGUCAAGUUCUUCAAGAUCAUUAAAAUAGCGCACCAAAAUAUGCAACCUACCUCUCCCCUGAACUACAAAACGAACUGAUAAGUUUGUGUGGUGAUCAGAUCCGAAGUAUGAUUAUACUUCCUGGUUUGGAAUCUAUGCCUCUACACUUCAUGAUUGAAUUAUGACCCUAAUAAGUGGCCUAUACAUCAAUACAGUGC
Owenia fusiformis is the source of this 1528-nucleotide messenger RNA. NCBI's taxonomy places the organism in Eukaryota, Metazoa, Annelida, Polychaeta, Sabellida, Oweniidae. The record is from the annotation of a GenBank genome assembly.